AUGGGGGCUACGUGUGGAAAACCAACCGCUGCAGCUGAACCAAAGACGCGAAAAGCUGCAGUAGAGGUUUCAGGCUCGCCACCAGACGCAAACAUGACCCAAAAGGAAACAGUUGGGGCCUCAGCUGCUUGCUCGAAGCCGUAUAUUACUGGUUCUGCUGCGGAUGCACCAGCUGCAGCACUACAGGCAAAGGAAUUCAGUGCUCCGUUUUCUGUCCUGCUGGUCGUAUCCGAGCGCCACGAGGCUGCUGGCAUUAAAGACGGCGAUGAUGGAUAUAAAACUGUGGGCAAUAACGGUGAUGAGACAUCGCAGACAAAUGCGGGGACUGAACCAACAGGAGAAGAGGCUCAACACGGCAAGACAGAGGGGACCUCUGCACAAGCAGGAGCGGAGGGUCCAGCGGAGCGUGUGGGUAAUGAGGAGACAGCAACCGAACGUCGCAGUAAGGAGGAGGCUCCGACUGUCUCUGACGGCAAUGAAAAGCAAGAAGGAACAAAGGAAAAGAAAAUGGAAGAGAAGGGGGGCGGUAAACCGACGAUAUUCCAGGACUCAUCAGAAGAAGUUGCUGACGUAACGGCGCCGAAGGUGCUGCAGCAGAUGCAGGUUCUCCGCCACCUGCCUGAAGGCCGCUCCCCAAACUUCUCUCUCUUGCAUUUUAUUAUUGUUGUCCCACUUUCCAAGACAAAAGCAGAGGAAGCCCUCAAGGAUGGAUGGGUUAUUGACGAGCAAAACGUUGAACAGCUUCGGAAACAAGUUGACAGACUUAAUGGCGUUAUGAUCGCCUCCGUACAGGAGAAGGCGGCCCAGUGA
Eimeria maxima is the source of this 810-nucleotide messenger RNA. RefSeq lists its product as hypothetical. The record is from RefSeq and is a predicted model, not a curated record. The transcript has 5 exons. Lineage: Eukaryota; Apicomplexa; Conoidasida; Eucoccidiorida; Eimeriidae. The coding region runs from base 1 to 810 and encodes 269 amino acids.